ACCUUCAGAAGUUCCUCUCUGCUUCACAUCUUUUCCCUCCUCUCUUCUAACUUAAACAACAAAGAGCAGUCCCACUAGAUUGCUCCAGCCACCAAACCCUCCAAAACAACCAGGAUUCCUAUAUAUCAUUCACAUCUCCACCAUGUCUUCCUGAGAUACACCAUAUCUCUUCUUGCAUCCUUCUCUCUCAUGCAUGCCUUCAUGCACAGCGAAGUCGGCUUGUUGUUUGUAUCACCGUGAAGUUUAAAGCCAGCACAGCCAUAUACUGCUAGCUAAAUCAAGUAAACUCCAUCGAAGCCUUCCUACGUCUGCAUGGAUCCUUGGAGUGAAAUUGAGGGCAAGAGAGCCCAUGAUCCUAUCUUCCAACGUUUCAGCCAAAAUCAAAACCAUCGCCAACCUGUUGAGAACUGCUGCGAGGAAAAGAGCGUGGAUGCUGUCGUUGCUCGCUCCGAGCGAUGUACAUGUAUCUGGGUCUCAGGGCCAAUUAUCGUGGGUGCAGGACCAUCAGGUCUUGCCGUCGCAGCAUGUCUCAAGGAGAAGGGGGUCGGCAGCCUUAUUCUUGAGCGCUCCAACUGCAUAGCUUCCCUCUGGCAGCUCAAGACGUAUGACCGUCUCAGCCUUCAUCUUCCCCGGCAAUUCUGUGAGCUUCCCCUCAUGCCUUUCCCUGCCGACUACCCUAUCUAUCCCUCAAAGCAGCAGUUUGUAGCUUAUCUGGAGAGCUAUGCUGCAAGGUUCGGCAUCUGUCCCACGUACAACCGCACAGUGGUACAUGCAGAGUAUGAUGAGCAGCUUCUGUUAUGGCGCGUGAGCACGCGAACUUCUGACUCAAUGGGAGAAGAGGUGGAGUAUGUGUCUCGGUGGCUUGUUGUUGCGACUGGUGAGAACGCUGAGGCUGUGCAGCCAGACAUUGAUGGCCUACAAGAGUUCCAGGGAACAGUUAUGCACACCAGCGCAUACAAAAGCGGCAGCACAUUCACGGGGAGGCGUGUUCUCGUCGUCGGGUGUGGCAACUCCGGCAUGGAGGUGUGCCUAGACCUCUGCAACCACAAUGCGGAGCCCCAUAUUGUAGUAAGAGAUGCUGUGCACAUCUUGCCCAGGGAGAUGCUGGGUCAGUCCACCUUUGGGCUGUCAAUGUGGCUGCUCAAGUGGCUCCCAGUACACGUGGUGGACCGUAUUCUACUGCUCAUAGCACGGGCCAUGCUUGGGGAUACUGCUCAACUCGGGUUAAAGCGUCCUAGCUUUGGUCCUCUCGAGCUUAAAUCACUCUCAGGGAAGACCCCAGUUCUUGACGUUGGCACAUUUGCAAAGAUUAAGUCUGGUAAUAUCAAGGUACAAUCUGCCAUAAGACGGAUAUCAGGAAGAGAGGUAGAAUUUGUGGAUGGUCGGUCGGAGGAGUUUGAUGCUAUUGUGCUUGCAACUGGCUACAAGAGCAAUGUUCCCUUCUGGUUGAAGGACCGGGAGUUAUUUUCCGAAAAAGAUGGCUUGCCAAGAAAAGCAUUUCCAAACGGGUGGAAGGGUGAGAAUGGCAUUUACUCGGUCGGAUUCACCCGGCGUGGACUGAUGGGGACAUCAGUCGAUGCCAGAAGGAUCGCUCACGACAUCGAGCAGCAGUGGAAGGCCGAAGGGAUGCAUCUGGAUGGUGUUCCUCUAGCUCUCGUCGGUGUUGUUUGCCAUGAUGACGGGAGGUGUGUCAUCGCUCAUAAGCUUGUGAAUACUAGCAGUGGUAGGUUUGGUGAGAGUGAUACGAUAUUUGCCGACUUCAGGGGUGCCCUUGAAGUUCCAAAGGUUGUAAUUCUGCUGCUCUGUUGCUUGCUUUUCAGUGCUUGUAUAGGGUAUGUACUGUCAAUUUUUGUGUUGUUUGGUUAUUGAUGACUAACCAUCCUAUAGGCAGCCCUGCAUGGUCCCCACGUUCAACAAUCGGACUCAGUUUGGCCUCGACUGAUAAUGAACUUGGUUUUGCUUUUAUGAUGUGGGCGCGCGUAUGUUUAUCUCACGCACGGUUUCGUGGAACUCGCCAAGCAACU
This is a messenger RNA of Phragmites australis (common reed), 2024 nucleotides long. RefSeq names its product indole-3-pyruvate monooxygenase YUCCA6-like. NCBI's taxonomy places the organism in Eukaryota, Viridiplantae, Streptophyta, Magnoliopsida, Poales, Poaceae. The record is from RefSeq and is a predicted model, not a curated record. Gene Ontology annotation, molecular function: NADP binding; flavin adenine dinucleotide binding; N,N-dimethylaniline monooxygenase activity. Gene Ontology annotation, biological process: auxin biosynthetic process.